Molecule: messenger RNA, 2439 nt
Organism: Westerdykella ornata
Lineage: Eukaryota; Fungi; Ascomycota; Dothideomycetes; Pleosporales; Sporormiaceae
Product: RCC1/BLIP-II
Exons: 3
Coding region: 341-2062 (573 amino acids)
Cellular component (GO): cytoplasm
Molecular function (GO): guanyl-nucleotide exchange factor activity
Source: RefSeq, a predicted model, not a curated record
UGUUGAGUUGCUGGGUGCCUGCUGCCGCUUUUCAUCCCAACUCAUUCAGGUCGAGACCUUCUUCACCACGCGCUGAUACGGAACUUCGAUACCUGGACCUUUUGGAGCUGAGCGCACUUUCAUCUGCUGAUAUCAACGUACCGAGGCAGGCCUGUGUUGCAUUCCAAGUUGGGAGCGGCUGGGUGACGGUGCUGACUCAGCUAUAAACAGCUCCAACCCCUGUUCGGUUCUCAACCCUGGUUCGCAUUUCUUUGAAAAACAUCACAGACAACGCACCAACUUCUUCUCAUCAACCCAACCCGCCUCGCGCAAGCAGCUUUUCGUUAGUUGCACUUUGGAAAUGCCUCCACGUCGAUCUGCGCGUGAACCUCCCGCGAAACCCAUCGAUAAGGAAGUCAAUGGGACUGUUACUGUCGCCAAGAAAACAACCGUCGCGAAAACUAAAGUCACCGCCUCAAGAAAAAAGGCUGAGCCAAAGACAAAUGGCGAUACGACGACUUCUCUGAAGGUCACGAAACGCGGUCGAUCAAAGAGCACCGCAACCCCAACCCCUGCUCCGGAGGAUAUUGACGACAAGAAGGCCGCCGCAAAGCGCAAGAAGGACGAAAUCGAAGAUGAGGCAGAGCCUAAGCCGGCGCCCAAGAGGGUGCGAAAGAAGUCCGUAGAAGCCAGAGAGGUGACAAAACCGAAGCCGAAGGGCCCGCUGCGGCGCGGCAAGAAGGUCGAGAUCAAUCAGUUGCGCUACACCGAGCCGCUGAAGGUCUUCGUGUUUGGUGAAGGAAGCUCUGGCGAACUGGGCUUCGGCGCGACCAAGAAGGCCAUCGACGUCAAGCGACCGCGUUUCAAUGAAAUGCUGACGAACCACAACGUGGUUCGCAUUGCUACCGGUGGCAUGCAUGUUGUUGCGCUCACGAAGGACAAUAAGAUUCUGACUUGGGGCGUCAACGAUAAUGGUGCGCUGGGACGCGACACGUCCAACGCCGUAGUCAAGAUGAAGGACAUUGAUGGUGCAGGAUCCGACUCCGAUUCAGAGGAUGAUCCCACCGGUGGCCUCAACGACCUUGAGGCUACUCCUACUGCGUUAUCAUCGGACCAUUUCCCUGAAGAUACCGUCUUCGUUGACGUUGCUGCCGGCGACAGCUGUUCCUUUGCUCUUACGACCGAGGGUGCUGUGUACGGAUGGGGCACCUUCCGCAAGAACGAAGGUGUUCUAGGCUUCACUAAGACCAUCAAUACCGCACGAACGCCAGUCUACAUCGACAGCCUCAAGAAGAUUACUCAGAUCGCCUGCGGCACAAACCACGUUCUUGCAGUUGACAAAGAUGGUCAUGUCUGGGCUUGGGGUAACGGUCAGCAGAACCAGCUUGGACGGCGCGUGAUUGAACGCAGUCUUAUAGAAUCUCUGCUUCCCAAUCGUGUGGGAUUCCAUGACUCUUCAGUAAAGCGGGCCAGCCAGAAGAUUGCUCAGAUCGCCUGCGGCGACUACCACAGCAUGGCAAUUGGUACCGAUGGCCAUGUAUGGGCCUGGGGAGCGAAUAAUUACGCCGAAACUGGUUAUCCUGACAACGCUGGAGAAGACACCGCGACCGUCCCGACACCCAAGAUUAUCCAAAGCCUUGAGGACAAGGAUGUCAUUGCUCUGGCGGGUGGCUCUCACCACAACGCCGCAGUGACCAAAUCUGGUGAACUGCUGGUAUGGGGACGUUGUGACAGCGCUCAGACUGGGCUUUCCGCCGAGAAGCUGAACGCCAUCGAAGGUGACGAGAAACUGCUCAAGGGCGAGAACGGCAAGCCCAAGAUUCUUAUUGAGCCGACGCCUAUCCCUGGCCUAAAGGACAUCGUCAUGGCAACCUGCGGUCCCGAUCAUACCAUCGCGAUCGACAGCGCGGGCAGAGCUUAUUCGUGGGGUUUCUCCGCUAACUACCAGACCGGCCAGGGCACCGAUGAUGAUAUCACGGUCCCCACUCGCAUCGAGAAUACCGCGGUGAGGGAUAUCAAGCUUGUCUGGGCGGGUGCUGGUGGUCAGUACUCCAUCGUCGCCAGCCAGAAGGAGAGUUCUUAACGGCGUGUUAUGUGAUGAGAGGGUGGCAGACCCUUGUAAUCUUUCUCUUUUGGAUUGAUUUAAUGGUGGCCUUUUCAUGACAUGGCGUUCCGGUGGGCUGUACUUUCAAGGUUUUCAGAGCAGGGGCGGGCAGCUGCAUAGCGCGGGGUUCUGCUUCUCUGGGGUUGGAUUGCCUAUGUAAGGAAUGUGUGUACCUACACUGUCCGUUUAUGGACGAUUUCUUAUGAGGACGACGGAAAACCAUGGGUCCUUUUCAAGAUUGUGAGGAAUACAGGUUGCUUUGCCCUCCAAGACAUGCGAAAGGGACUCAUCUUCUUAUUAUCUGGUGAUGAUUAGCAAGGAAUUUGCUCGCGAGAAACGCAUAGCUGCACCAGGCC